GUAAAAAACUUUCAGAUAAUCCGCCUUUCAAUUUUUGAUCGAUGAUUGUUGAGUCUGUUGUGCAUCAGCGAAGAGCCGAGAGAGGAUAAAAGGCGUCAUCGUAGGUGAAACCGAAAAUUUACCAUCAAACAAAACACAAAAUUCAAUGUCCGCGUCGUGAAAGCAUAUACGGGUUCAAUAUCAUAUUUUUCGGUGUUCAAUUAUUCCAUACAGCGGUGCACUGUCGAUAAGAAGCGUGUGGGCCAGCCCAAGUGGAAAAAAUGAAAGGAAGUUUUGGCUGAAGAAGUACGUGAACGUUUUGUUAUUUUAUUUGUUGGUGAUUGCGUGGUCAGCUUCUAUUUGGUGCACUCGAUUGUGUUUCGCCGUAAAGUUAAUAACAUUCUUGAAGGGCUGAUAAGAAGGACGAAAAGUUAUAGCCGGGUAGCAGUGAUUUUGCGCUAGUGGUGAUAACUACCAAGAGAUCUCUCAUCAAAAACCGAACCGAGGCAAUUAAUUCGACCGAAUACACAAAAUUGAUCGACGCGCAUAAAUUAAGUAAAUAGUGCCAACAUGGGUGCUAUAAUAUCAAGAUUUCGGAAAGAGAAAACAACCUACGAAAAACUGGAAAACCUGGAGGAGAAAAUCAGAGACAUCGAAGCAUACACGAUCAGCACUCAAGCUCGGCAAAAACGAUUCGUGGGCAACUUUCUGGUCAUCUCCAUCGGGCUGUACGUGCUGUCUUUUUUGGUGUACUAUUUUGCAUUCUUUCCGCCAACAUGGAACGAACGGAUUGUUCAUUCGCUGCCACUGCUAAUUUGUCCCAUGAUCAUAACUUUGGUUAAGAAAAGCCUGGCAUGGUACUUUGAGCGGAAAGUGAUAAUAAACACAAACGAGCUGAAAGAGUUGCGGGCGGAAAAGAAAAAAAUACUGGAAAAAGUAAUGGACAAAGAGACCUACAAGGUAGCGGUAGAUAUCCUGAACAGGUUUGGCGAAAAAUCACACAAAGCACAGACGCAGUCGUUAAGCUCCCUGUCGCCUCCCAAGGGAGCUCAGUUCCUCUCCGUGACUCCGAAGGGAGUUCCCCAGCUUAGGCCUGCUAUGGCGCCUCAGUCUUCGCCUGGUCCCCAAAUGACACCGAUCGGGGCUCGACCGAUGCCAGCAACACCGAUCGGGUUUAAUGUGAACGUUAGACAACCUACACCGAUGGCGUAUCAACAGCAAUCAGCCAGCUUCAUUCACAGACCUGUUGGGAUAGGAGGGCCACAAACGAUGCCCUACCGACGUACGCCUUUUCCCAUCAUCAAUCACAGUGAGAAAGGGGUAAUCGAGAAAAUGGUCGACUAUCUGGUCGGUGAUGGACCGAACAGUCGAUUUGCGAUGAUUUGCAGAGAAUGUACGAUGCAUAAUGGUAUGGCUCUACAGGAAGAGUACGAAUAUACUGCCUUCCGGUGUGCCUUCUGUGGGGCAAUCAAUCCGGCGAAGAAACAACGGCCGGUGGCUCCUAGACUACCGUUCGAGCAGGCUCAAUUGGAUAAGUUAGCUGAGUUGCGCCGGUCUAGCCAGUCAGUAUCCGAGUCGGAAGCGUCUUCGCCCGAGGAUAGUCACUCUGCAGAACCCGUAGCUGCCGAUCAGGAUGACACACCAGAAACCGAAGCCCCUGUUGAAGAGGGCGUGUUCGAGGAAAGUGACGACAGUGAUCCGGAAAUCGAAACGUUAAUUGCACCACCGGAGGAGCCUGAAGCUUGUGCAGGGGAACCGGAAGUUGACAAUCAAGAGAUUUUAGUCAGUAAGGAAACCAUAUCGACCGCGGCUGAAAUGAGAACGGACUGAAAACAUUUUAUUUUCUAUGCUGCACAAGCCAUGGAGUGGACGCUCCCAGAUUUGUUAGCCUAUGUUCUACAAACUAUGCGCAGACUGCACGAAACUCCUUGCAUGACUUUGUAUAGUGCUACAGUUCAUGAAGAACAGUACACACAGCAAAGCCAUGUCCAACGGAGUCAUCUUCGAGCUAACCGGCAGUUAAUCUUAUGCAUACAAAGAAAGCAGUUAGUCUCAUGCAAAAUGAUGUAAUUUGCUUGAUUUCUUACUCGUCUUUUCCUUAUUUUAACCGAAGCAGCAGUUUUACUUCCAUAGUUCUGACACUGAUGGUUUUUUUUAAUUCCUAAUUAUAUCUUCAUAGUUGUACUCGCGUCUAGUUUCGAUGGUGAUUAUUUAGAUGAAGCAUUUUUUUCUUAUUUGAGGCAGUUAUUCAGUUACGGUAGAUUUCAUUGCGUAGUAAAUAGAUUCAAAAGCAUUAGAGGGCCAAGCAUUUAUGUGACCAGAAAAUUUCUAUUUAAAAAAACGGUCGAAAAGUUAUACACGCAAACCGAUAAAAAGGGACAUGUUAUACUAGAUGGGAUAAGCUUUAGAGGAAUCGUGUGGCUGGCCGUUUACUGUAAGCAAAGGAGUGGGAAGGAAAAUGCAAAAUUUAAUUUAUUGAGCUUUUGAAUUUGAGUGUUUAUACUAAAUGUAGAUUUGUUAUCCUUUUUAUAAGAAAGCAUACAACACAUUGAUAUAGCGAUGGUGACAAAUAAAGCAUUGUUAGUUGCAUUGGA
Topomyia yanbarensis is the source of this 2573-nucleotide messenger RNA. RefSeq names its product endoplasmic reticulum junction formation protein lunapark-B (gene Lnpk). The record is from RefSeq and is a predicted model, not a curated record. The transcript has 7 exons. Bases 550 to 1809 code for a protein of 419 amino acids. Gene Ontology annotation, cellular component: endoplasmic reticulum tubular network. Lineage: Eukaryota; Metazoa; Arthropoda; Insecta; Diptera; Culicidae. Gene Ontology annotation, biological process: endoplasmic reticulum tubular network organization.